AUUGCGCCGGCUGCGCGGGGCCGCUGGCUGCACACCCUGGGAGGCUCGGGCGGGGGAGCAAGCAGAGUCUGCGCCCGGCGCCCGGGACGGGGAGGAGUCGGACCUUCUCUGCAGCCGCUUUCUGCGCCCGGCCGGUGGUUGAGAGUCCGCGUGCCGAUGCAGGGGACACGGAUUCGUGCCCUGGUCUGGGGAAGAUCCCACAUGCCGCGGAGCGGCUGGGCCCGUGAGCCAUGGCCGCUGAGCCUGCGCGUCCGGAGCCUGUGCUCGGCAACGGGAGAGGCCACAACAGUGAAAGGCCCGCGUACAGGGAAAAAAAAAAACUUCGACUGUGGCUUAGUCAUUCUUUGUAUACCAUGGCUAUUAGCAAAAGAUGGUGGAUCGCUUGGCAAACAGUGAAGCAAAUACUAGACGUAUAAAUAUAGUAGAAAACUGUUUUGGAGCAGCUGGUCAACCCUUAACUAUACCUGGACGGGUUCUUAUUGGAGAAGGAGUAUUGACUAAGUUGUGCAGAAAAAAGCCUAAAGCAAGGCAGUUUUUCUUAUUUAAUGAUAUUCUUGUAUAUGGCAAUAUUGUCAUCCAGAAGAAAAAAUAUAACAAACAACAUAUUAUUCCCCUGGAAAAUGUCACAAUUGAUUCUAUCAAAGAUGAGGGAGACUUGAGGAAUGGAUGGCUGAUCAAGACACCAACUAAAUCGUUUGCAGUUUAUGCUGCCACUGCCACUGAGAAAUCAGAAUGGAUGAAUCACAUAAAUAAAUGUGUUACUGAUUUACUCUCCAAAAGUGGGAAGACACCCAGUAAUGAACAUGCUGCUGUCUGGGUUCCUGACUCUGAGGCAACUGUAUGUAUGCGUUGUCAGAAAGCAAAAUUCACACCUGUUAAUCGUCGUCACCACUGCCGCAAAUGUGGUUUUGUUGUCUGUGGGCCCUGCUCUGAAAAGAGAUUUCUUCUUCCCAGCCAGUCCUCUAAACCUGUGAGGAUUUGUGACUUCUGCUAUGACCUGCUUUCUACUGGGGACAUGGCCACGUGCCAGCCUACUAGAUCGGACUCUUAUAGUCAGUCAUUGAAGUCUACUUUAAAUGAUGUAUCUGACGAUGAUGACGAUGAUGAUAGCAGUGACUAAAGGCGUAUUUUGAAAUAUUUAAUCAGAUGUGACUAUCUGAGAAAUCAGCUCUGGGGGGAAUGUAAAAUCCUGAGCUUUCUGUCAGUUUUGCUCUAGCCAUGAAUUUGCCUGAGAAACUUAUAACCUAUGUGCCUCAAUAUAUUCUAUAGAAAAUAGGUCCUGUUACCAUCCCCCAGCCCCAACUGCUGCUGCCACUCUCUCCUCACCUCCCCCAGCUCCCUAUUCUUCUACAGGGAUAGACUGUUGCGAAUAUAUCAGAUAAAGUUUUGGUUUCUUAUUCUUGUUUUAAUUCUAGACUAUUUUCUUGAAUGGUUGGGAAAAGACGUUUAUUUAACAUGUAAUACACUGUUGUUUAUUAUAUGUUCUGUUAUAUGGAAAAACUAAAAGCAAAGAAUGAUGGAAAAAGGAGUGUGAUGUGGUCAGUUAAUAAUGUUAUUAGCUUUUUUCUAACCUUCCUAUCUAAAGGUUAAGAUACCAGUAACAGAAAUACAUGCUUUGGAAAUACUUUGUUUGGCUUUUUCAUAUACCAGGUGGUGCCUUAUCAUAAUAGCACUGUUGCAUGUAAUAAGCCCCUACCUUCUCACUUUUUAGUUUGUUUUAAAAAUACACUGGUGCUCUUUGAGGUGUAAAAUGAAUGUUAUAAAUGGGUGUAAUUAGAAAAUACUUCUCAUUUGACAGCUACAAAUAACUAAAUUUAGAGGUUCUUUAUUCUAUAUGAAUAUUUUUCCAUAAAUAGUUGUGAUUAUUGUAUAUUUUUACUUUUUGUAGGUAUCAAAUUAUAGUUGUCAUUCUGGGGAAUUUGGUUUGAAAUUUAUCAAAUACAAAUUGUCAUUGCAUUAUUGCUACUUUUAGUAAGACAUAUUUUUAGGUAUAAAUUCAUCUGCUUUAACAUUGUUUCUAGAAUGAAAAAUCUUAUACAACUUCUUGAAAUGAAACAAUCUCUUAAAAAAAACCUCAUGCGAGAGCACAGAUCUCCUUAGGUUGAAGAUUUGGAAGAAAUAAUGUAUGAGAAUGGUCAAGAGAGACCAGUUAAGUUUGACUAGACUUCAUAUCUGUGGAAGUAUUUUCUCUUUCAGUGUGAAACUAUCUUGAAUUUACAAAUAUAGUGUUAUAUUUUAUAAAGUUUUGUAAAGUCCCAAACAAUAUUUCUAUUUUUGUAAAACAGUUGUAUGUUUAAUCUGUUUCUGAAAUCAUUUUGCAAUCUAUGGAAAUAGAGUAGCAAUUGGUCUUUCUAAAUUGUGAACUUUAUUGAGUCAGUCUAGACUGCUUUUAAGAAGAGGUAAUUUUUCACUCUUUGCUUUUGAGGCAGCCAUUAGGUUGAAAGUAUAUUUAUCAUAUAAAACUUGAUGCAUUUUGCACUACUCUCUCCAUUUGUAUGCUGCAAAUAACUGUAGUCUUUCAAAUAUGAAAAAUCAGUCUGAAGUUUGUUUUAAAUUCUAAAUUCUUUUGUUUUAAAAUCUUUAAAUCUGGAUAUAUUGCAAAUGUCAUGAGAGGUUUGAUUUAAUAACUUGUGAUGGAGGAUUCUUUGGUUUGGUUAAGGCACUAACUUUACUUUUAAGUUGUGAAAGCACCUGAGAUAUAUAGAUCUCCCUGUAGGAAAUGUGAAAGAAAGGCACAACAGGUUUUUUUUUGUUUUGUUUUAAUAUCAUGUGGACUUUUGUUUCUAAGCAAUAUUUACAUAUAAUCAAUAAACAUAUCCAAAAAGGACCGUGAAAUCUGAGAAGUGCUAAUGGAGACUUGCUCAUACAUAGGAACCUAGCAAAUUCAGGAACCAGGGGGAAAUGUUCUGAGAUAACAUUUAUGUUGUCAACCUCUAUUGACUCUGUUUUUACAAUAAAAAAUAUUUUACAACUUA
Messenger RNA from Orcinus orca (killer whale), 2975 nucleotides. It is a transcript of the gene PLEKHF2, whose product is annotated as pleckstrin homology and FYVE domain containing 2. NCBI's taxonomy places the organism in Eukaryota, Metazoa, Chordata, Mammalia, Artiodactyla, Delphinidae. The coding region runs from base 371 to 1120 and encodes 249 amino acids. Gene Ontology annotation, molecular function: metal ion binding; phosphatidylinositol binding. The record is from RefSeq and is a predicted model, not a curated record. The transcript is spliced from 3 exons.